Molecule: messenger RNA, 1955 nt
Organism: Dipodomys ordii (Ord's kangaroo rat)
Lineage: Eukaryota; Metazoa; Chordata; Mammalia; Rodentia; Heteromyidae
Gene: Rft1
Product: RFT1 homolog (S. cerevisiae)
Exons: 13
Coding region: 103-1728 (541 amino acids)
Biological process (GO): dolichol-linked oligosaccharide biosynthetic process; glycolipid translocation
Cellular component (GO): endoplasmic reticulum membrane
Source: RefSeq, a predicted model, not a curated record
AAAGUCACCAAUCAGAAAGCUAGUCUGUCCGUGACGCAAUCUUCCCGCGACGGAGCAGAUGGUUGCAGCGUUUCCGUGUGACGGAGUGUAGGCGCCGCGGCUAUGGGCAGCCGGGAGGUGCUGGGCCAGGCUGCUCGGCUGGCCUCCUCCGGCCUCCUCUUGCAGGUGUUGUUUCGAUUAAUCACCUUUGUCUUGAAUGCAUUUAUUCUUCGCUUUCUCUCAAAGGAAAUUGUUGGUGUAGUAAAUGUAAGACUAACACUGCUUUACUCAACCACCAUCUUCCUAGCCAGAGAAGCCUUCCGUAGAGCUUGUCUGAGCAGGGGCACCCAGCAGGAUUGGAGCCAGACUCUCAAUCUUUUGUGGCUAACAAUUCCCUUGGGUGUAUUUUGGUCCUUAUUCCUGGGCUGGAUCUGGUUGCACUUACUUGAAGUGCCUGAUCCAAAUGUGGUUCCCCACUAUGGAACUGGAGUGGUGCUGUUUGGUCUGUCAGCCGUGGUGGAACUUCUAGGAGAGCCCUUCUGGGUUUUGGCACAAGCACAUAUGUUUAUCAAGCUCAAGGUAAUUGCUGAGAGCCUGUCAGUUAUCCUCAGGAGUAUCCUGACAGCUUUGCUUGUGAUAUGGUUGCCACACUGGGGGCUGCACAUUUUCUCUGUGGCCCAGAUUUUCUAUACUACAGUCUUGGUGCUCUGCUAUGUUAUUUAUUUCACAAAGUUACUGAGUUCCCCAGAAUCAAGCAAGCAACAAACUCUUCCUGUCUCCAGAAUAACAGAUCUGUUACCCAAUAUUACAAGAAGUAGAGCUUUUGUGAAUUGGCAAGAAGCUAAACUGACUUGGAGUUUUUUCAAACAAUCUUUCUUGAAACAGAUUUUGACAGAAGGUGAGCGUUAUGUGAUGACAUUUUUGAAUGUAUUAAAUUUUGGUGAUCAAGGAGUGUAUGACAUAGUCAAUAAUCUUGGAUCUCUUGUGGCCAGGUUAAUAUUCCAGCCAAUAGAGGAGAGUUUUUAUAUAUUCUUUGCUAAAGUAGUGGAGAGGGAAAAGGAUGCCAUACUUCAGAAGCAGGAGGAUGUUGCUGUGGCUGCUACAGUUUUGGAGUUCCUGCUAAAGUUGGCCCUGCUAACUGGUCUGACCAUCACUGUUUUUGGCUUUGCCUAUUCUCAGUUGGCUCUGGAUAUCUAUGGAGGGGCCAUGCUUAGCUCAGGAACAGGACCCAUUUUGCUGCGGUGCUAUUGUGUCUAUGUUCUUCUGCUUGCCAUCAAUGGAGUGACCGAGUGUUUCACAUUUGCUGCCAUGAGCAAAGAGGAAGUUGACAGAUAUAAUUUCACAAUGCUGGCACUGUCCUCUUCAUUCCUAGUGUUAUCCUAUCUCCUGACCCACUGGUGUGGCAGUGUGGGCUUCAUUUUGGCCAACUGCUUUAAUAUGGGCAUUCGGAUCACACAGAGUCUUCGUUUCAUCCAUCGCUACUAUCAAAAGAGUCCCCACAGGCCCUUGGCUGGCCUGCGUGUGUCACCCGCACUUCUUGGGGUAUUUUCCCUCAGUGCUGUGAUUACCAGCAUUUCAGAGGUGUUCCUCUGUUGUGAGCAAGGCUGGCCCGCCAGGCUGACACACAUUGUUGUGGGGGCCUUCUGUUUAGGAGUGACUCUUGGGACAGCAUUCCUCACAGAGACCAAGCUGAUCCACUUUCUCAGGACUCAGUUGGGUGUGUCCAGAGUCACUGACAAAAUGACAUGACUUCAGAGAUGCCUUGACACCUGUGGUACUUGGACCCACUCUGGGGAGGGUCUUAAGUGGAACACAUUGCUGUGCAAAAGCCCUGCUUUGGGGUCUACAGAAUGAAAGCCACCCAAGAAGUGAGAAGCCCGCAUGAAACACUGCCCUUUGACACCUUCCGCCCAAAGGAGGAUAGUGCUUUCUAAGAUGAAGACCAAAAAGCCCUUUUAAAUCAGUUUUUUUCAUCA